Molecule: messenger RNA, 455 nt
Organism: Hippopotamus amphibius kiboko
Lineage: Eukaryota; Metazoa; Chordata; Mammalia; Artiodactyla; Hippopotamidae
Product: chromatin target of PRMT1 protein-like
Exons: 1
Coding region: 1-303 (100 amino acids)
Source: RefSeq, a predicted model, not a curated record
AUGGGCUUAAGAAGAGGUGGUGUUCAAGGUCGUGGAGGUCCUGGGAGAGGGGGCCUAGGGCAUGGAGCUAUGGGUCGUGGCGGAAUCGGUGGUAGAGGUCAGGGUAUGAUAGGUCGGGGAAGAGGGGGCUUUGGAGGCAGAGACCGAGGCCGUGGACGAGGGAGAGGUGCCCUUGCUCGCCCUGUAUUGACCAAGGAGCAGCUGGACAACCAAUUGGAUGCGUACAUGUCAAAAACGAAAGGACACCUGGAUGCUGAGUUGGAUGCCUACAUGGCUCAGACAGAUCCCGAAACCAAUGAUUGAAGCCUGCCCACCCUCCUGUGAGACUCUUGUUAAAGUCACACAUCUGUAAAUAACCUUGAGAUAACAGCUGAGAAGAAACCUGAUUGAUGCUGGAAGGACCUAUCAUAAUAGGCUGUGGACUGACUUGCCACCAGUUUGUGCAUUUAAUGUGU